CACGGGAAGACUGGGACACCCACGCAGCGCUCAUGCGCACUGCCCUCCUUCGCAUCUCGUUGGCUGGGCGGCCUGGUCCAUGGCCGCUCCCACCGUCGAGGAGGUGAGCGCAGGUUCUCGAGCUCAGUCGAGGUCCAGUCGUCUCUCACGUCCCUCUGGGCUCUUGGAGUCUUCGAGUCGAGCGUGAAGGAAUCAUGCAGAGUAAUCCUGACAUAGCAGGCCUUGACAAGAAUGCAUGUAGCACUGUGGAGCAUCACCUAUCCACCUUGAGAGUUGGAGUCCUUGAAGCACGACUCGUUGUGCCUCUUCGGGAGGAGAAAGCCCUGGAGUUUGCCACGGAUGCCCUGACUCAGAGAAUUCAAGACCUGAAGAAUUCCAUCGGCCAACUGCUGGCCAAGCUGGAGCACGAGCACGAGACCAUCAACUGGCCUUCCCUGCUGGACAGCUUCGCCCUCACCUCGGGACAGGCACGUCUCCGAGAGGGCGUCUCCCUCGCCCCCGGCCCCCGACGAGGUCGUCAUCCGAGGGUGAUCAAGAACGAGAAGACCCCUCCGCUGCGGAACUACGUCGUCCUGCCCCUGCUGCUCAGUCCGGACAGGGACGAGGACCUGCUGAAGCUGACCGAGGGCCGCAUCCCCAUCUUCAGCCACGAGGUCGUCCCGGAUUACCUCCGCACGAAGCCCGAUCCGGACGUGGAGAAGACCCACCUUCAGGUCGAACAGAAGGCUUCUCAGACCAACCCUGAAACUGCCCAAAAACACAUCUUGCAACUGAACAAGAUUUGCAACAAUCUGCUGGAUUCCAUAAGUUCCCAAUGGGACGGCAGCGAGACGAGCCGGGGCGGAGCGGGAGGCGGCGGGAUGCUGAGCCAGUCCUUCAACCCUGCCGACAGCCAACUGCUGAUCGGUGCGGUGUCGUUCGGAAGGGGCAUCAAACCGACCCCCGCCCGCCCCCCUGGACCGCCUCAACCGCAACAAGGCCCUCCUGUUCCUCAGCAACCUGGAACUCCAAUGGUGUCCGUGAUGGGAGGGAAGGCCCAGAGCGCCGCAAAGGCCAACAUCAAGGUCGCAGCCGGCGUCCAUCCCUACCAGCGAUGAACGACACCCGUGGCGACCCCGGGUGUCGCCGGCCGAAGAUCUCGUUUUUUGGAUUCCCGAGUCUGCUGUCUCGUUCGUGAAUAUAUGUCCUUAAAUUUCUAAUAUCAAAUAAUGCAAAUCACUUGGGAAAGCAAUGGAGAUGUGAACUGUCGAAAAUCCCAAUUUAUCUCCUAGUGGGAUGUUGGUAGAUCGGGAAAUUCAAAACGAAAAAAAAAAAACAUGCCGUCUUCUUUAUUAUAGUGCAUGUAGAAACAAUUAGUUCCUGCAGCUAAAUUAUAGUGGC
This is a messenger RNA of Darwinula stevensoni, 1380 nucleotides long. The record is from the annotation of a GenBank genome assembly. Lineage: Eukaryota; Metazoa; Arthropoda; Ostracoda; Podocopida; Darwinulidae.